Messenger RNA from Pelagomonas calceolata, 5334 nucleotides. The record is from the annotation of a GenBank genome assembly. NCBI's taxonomy places the organism in Eukaryota, Pelagophyceae, Pelagomonadales, Pelagomonadaceae.
CCUUGACUUGCGCAAACUCGCAUCAGCCUUAAUUCCUUGCCGUCUGGAGCAACGAAGGACGAAAGACUAGGUCUGGCAGCGGUAAGAUGCUUGUGCGCGGCACGCGCACAGGCGCAGCCGCCGUACGCGGGCGCUCGCCCGCGAGGCCACGCAAGGCUGUCACAUUGCCUGCCACAGCAACAAUGAGUUCGUCGGUCCAGCGGACGUCGCGCGCGGCGCGCUACGCGGCGGCCAGCGCGCGCGCCGCCCUGGCGCGGCCGGCGCGCUACGCCGUCGCGCCGCGGCGCCACCUCGCGGCCUUGACGAAGGCGCCCGGCCGCACCGCGUUGUACGACCCCGCGCACGAGCGGGACAACUGCGGCGUUGGUUUGGUAGCGGACAUCAACAAGAACCCGUCGCGAGUGAUCUUGACGGACUGUAACGAAAUGUUGGUGCGGAUGUCGCACCGCGGCGGGUGCGGCUGUGAUCCUCAAAGUGGUGAUGGGGCGGGCAUGUUGGUUGCGAUGCCCGACGCGUUUAUGAGGAAGCAUUCGGGGUUCGAGUUACCGGCCCAAGGUGAUUAUGCGGUCGCGAUGUGUUUUCUGCCGCAGGAUGAGGCGAACGCCGAGCGCGCGCGGAAAUCUUUAGAGAGAGCUUCUAGGCAGCGCGGCCUCGGUAUUUUGGGGUGGCGCGUCCUCGAGACGGACAAUAGUGAUCUGGGAGAAGCUCCAUUAGCUUCAGAACCGAGGGUAGAACAACUAUUCUUAACAAAGAAGCAAGGCUGGGAUGCGCGGAAAUUUGAUCAAGAAUUAUAUAGAGCCCAGGCCGUGGCGCAGCUCGAGAACUUCCAGAUCAUGAGUGACGAGGGCGUCGGGGAAGAUGCGGUCUUGUACAUCAACAGCAUGUCCCCGCACCAGAUCACGUACAAGGGCCAACUGACGCCCGAACAGGUCUUAGGCUACUUUUCGGGCGAUUUGCUGCGCGACGACUUCCACACGCACUUGGCGUUGGUCCAUUCCCGCUUCAGUACGAACACGUUCCCGUCCUGGAGCAGAGCCCAGCCGCUGCGCCAGAUGUGCCACAACGGCGAGAUCAACACGCUGCGAGGCAACAAGAACUGGAUGCGCGCUAGGGAAGGGCUGCUGAAGUCGCCCUAUCUUGGUGAUGAUACCGCUAAAUUAUUACCAGUUACUUCGGAUGAAAUGAGCGACUCGGGCAACUUCGACGGGGUCCUCCAGUUGCUCACGAACGAGUCGGCCAUGUCGCUGCCCGAGGCGGCGAUGAUCAUGGUCCCGGAGGCCUGGCAGGACAACGACGGACUGACCGACGAGAAGAAGGCCUUCUACGAGUACCAUUCGUGUUUGAUGGAGCCCUGGGACGGCCCCGCGUUAAUUGCGUUUACGGAUAGUAACAAGUGGAUCGGCGCGACGCUCGACAGAAAUGGCUUGAGACCAGCUCGUUAUUAUGAGACCCACGACGGCAGAGUGUUAGUGUCGUCGGAGGUCGGCGUGGUGCCCUGGGUGAAACCGGAAGAAAUUAAAGUUAGGAGCAGACUGGAACCGGGCAAGAUGUUCCUCGUGGAUUUGGAGGAGGGCCGCAUCAUCCCCGACGACGAGAUCAAGAACCGGGUCGCUUCCCAGAAACCUUAUCAAGAGUGGUUGUCCACGCACACGAAGUACCUGUCGGACUGGGCCUCGCAACAGAAGCCGCAGGAGCUGGUCUUCGACGACGAGACGACGGCGCGGCGCCUCGUCAUGCACGGCUACACGACGGAGACGAUGGAGACGUUACUCGCUCCGAUGGCGAUUGGGGGCAAGGAGGGCUUCGGGAGCAUGGGCAACGAUGCUGCCUUAGCUUGUUUAUCUGCAGAACCGCGACCGGUCAGUGACUACUUCAAGCAGCUGUUCGCGCAAGUGACGAAUCCCCCGAUCGACCCUAUCAGGGAGGAGCUCGUGAUGUCUCUCGUGUGCCCGGUCGGGCCUGAGUCCAAUCUCUUGGAUGCCGGGGAGAACAACUGCGCUCGGUUGGUCGUGGAGCAUCCUGUGCUCACACCUGAAGAAUUAGCUGCUCUCCAAGAUGACCGUUCGCGCGAUGGCUGGUCUUCUGCCACUGUCGACGCGACGUUCGCGCGCGACGGCGCGGAUCAGCCUGCACCUUCACCUGAGAUGUUUGGUCAAGGUUCUGAUAGUGCCUUGGAACGAGCUCUCGCGGAUCUCUGUGAGCGAGCGGCUCGAGCGGUCCAGGGUUCGUAUGGUCGCGACGGCGCGGCUAUAAUCGUCUUGAGUGAUGCCUUAGCCGGUCCCGACCGAUUACCCAUACCAACUCUAUUAGCGGUGGGUGCCGUGCACCAGCACUUAUUGAAAACGGGGCAAAGAGGAAAGGCGGCGCUUUUCGCGGACUGCGGCGACGUCAAGGAGGUCCACGACGUGGCGUUGGCCGUCGGCUUCGGCGCGGACGGCGUCUGUCCUAGGGUAGCGUACGAAGCACUAGCCAAGCUGCGCCACGACGGUUUGAUCCACGCGAAGAUGCGCAACGACAUCCCUUCGCCGGACGACGUCCCGGACAGUGUGGAAAUCAAAUUCCGGGCGCCCCACGCCAUCGACGCGUCUGCUCGAUGGCGUGGCGAUUCCACGCCAUCGACGCGACGUCGUCCCCGCGGCCGCGUCGGCUCGAUGGCGUGGAGGCUCAACCUAACUCACUCGUCGAUUUCCACACAGGUCCCGGACGACGCCGAGAUCCGGAAAGCCUAUAGAAAAGCGCUGGCGAAGGGCCUGCUCAAGGUCAUGUCGAAGAUGGGCAUUUCGACGCUCCAAUCCUACAAGGGCGCGCAGAUCUUCGAGGCCCUCGGUUUACAUCCCGACGUCGUCGAGACGUGCUUCAGUGGCACUCCGUCCAGAAUCGGCGGCGCGUCCUUCGACGCCAUCCAGCGCGACGUCGUGGCCUUGCACGACCACGCCUGGAGUGGCUCCAAGAGGCAGACGGACCCGGCCGGGGCCUGGACCGGAGUUAAUCACGAAGACGUGCCGCAGCUGCCCAACCCCGGGCAGUUCCACUACCGGAAUGGGGGCGAGGUGCACCUAAACACGCCCAUGGGCAUGGUGUCCUUGCAGGCCGCUACCAAAUCGAAUAGCAGGGACACGUUUUUGUCGUAUUGCCGCGAGGUCGACGACGUGAAUGCGAAAUCUACUUUACGAGGGGUCCUGCGGUGGCGGCCCGACGUGUUGGAUAAGUCCUCCGUACGAUUGGAGGACGUCGAGCCCGCGAAGGAGAUCGUUAAAAGGUUCGUCACUGGGGCGAUGUCUCUGGGAUCCAUCUCCAGAGAGUCGCAUGAGGCGUUGGCCGUGGCCAUGAACACGCUGGGAGGCAAGUCGAACACGGGCGAGGGCGGCGAGGACCCCGUGCGCUUCGGGGACAAUAGACGUUCUUCUAUAAAACAGGUCGCGUCGGGACGGUUCGGUGUUACGAGUCACUAUCUAGCGAACAGCGACCAGAUCCAGAUCAAGAUGGCGCAAGGAGCGAAACCGGGGGAGGGUGGAGAACUCCCGGGAUUCAAGGUGAGUGACUACAUCGCGGAGUGCCGAGGCACGACGCCCGGCGUCGGUCUUAUUAGCCCGCCACCCCACCACGACAUCUACUCGAUAGAAGAUCUAGCGCAGUUGAUCCACGACCUGAAGUGCGCGAACCCCGAAGGCGAGGUCAGUGUCAAGCUUGUGUCAGAAGUGGGUGUGGGAGUCAUCGCCGCCGGCGUCGCGAAGGCCAAGGCCGACCACAUCGUCGUGUCCGGCGGCGACGGGGGCACGGGAGCGGCGGCCUGGACGGGCAUCAAGUGUGCGGGCCUGCCCUGGGAGUUGGGCAUCGCGGAAACGCAGCAAACUCUAGUUUUGAAUGAUCUGAGAGAUCGCGUGCGGUUGCAGACCGAUGGUCAAUUAAAAACCCCGAGAGACAUCUGCAUCGCGGCGGCGCUCGGCGCCGAGGAGUACGCCCUGUCUACCGGUCCCUUAAUUGCUCUAGGGUGCAUCAUGAUGCGCAAGUGCCACUUAAAUACCUGUCCCGUGCGGACGCGGCGUCCUUUCGACGACGAUACGCCGUCGCCGUGAGAGUUUGCUCAACCUGACGCGAUCGCCGCGAUGGCGUCGACGCGGCAUCGAUCCUCGUUCCCGCGCAGGUCGGCAUCGCGACCCAGGACCCCGAGCUGCGAGCGAAGUUCGAGGGCCAGCCCGAGCACGUCAUCAACUUCUUCUUCCUGCUGGCCGAGGAGAUGCGCCGGACGCUCCAGUCGCUAGGCAUGACGAGUAUGGACGAACUCGUUGGUGCGGCCGGCGACGUCCUCGAAGUCGACCCCGCGAAGUUGCGGAGCAACGGCCGGCCGGACAAGGCCAUGGGGUUGGACCUGGCUCCCUUACUACAAUCCGCGAGAGAAUUGAAUCCUACUGCUGGGUACCGCCACACGCAACUCCAAGAUCACGAGCUCGGCAUCAAGGCGGACAAUGAAUUGAUGGAUGCUGCUCAUUCGCUGAUCGAGACCUACGCCAAGGGCGGUGAGGCGGAACCGAUCGUCAUCGAACGAGAAACGAACAACCUCGAUAGGACGCUGGGCACGAUGCUCAGUGCGAAAGUGUCGAAGGCCUGCGGCAAGCCUGGUUUACCUGACGACGCUGUCAGGAUCAAAUUGGAAGGGUCGUCGGGCCAAUCACUAGGGUUUGCCUUGGCGCCUGGUAUCACGAUCGAAGUGGUAGGUGAUGCCAAUGAUGGGUGCGGCAAGGGCUUGAGCGGUGGUCGGGUCAUUGUGAGGCCCAAUCUUACACAGUUGGAGGGAGGGCACUUCAUCCCUUCUGAAAACGUCAUUGUGGGCAACGUCGCGUGCUAUGGCGCUACCGCGGGCGAGGCGUUCUUCCGGGGCGUCGGUGGCGAGCGGUUCUGCGUGCGGAACUCCGGCGCGUUGGCAGUCGUGGAAGGUGUUGGGGACCACGGCUGCGAGUACAUGACCGGUGGUAGGAUGGUUUGUUUGGGCAAGACGGGCCGGAACUUCGCGGCUGGCAUGUCGGGCGGCAUCGCGUACGUCUUAGAUCCCGAUCGGGUCUUCGCGGACAAGUGCAACAUGGGCAUGGUGGAAUUAGGGCCCGUGGAAGGUGAGGAUAUCGAUGAAUUGAAGGGCUACAUCGAGAAGCACGUCGCGGCGACGGAGUCGACCGUCGGGGCCGAUCUACUUGCCGAUUGGGACAACAGCGUCUCCAAGUUCGUGCGCGUCAUGCCCACGGACUACAAGGCCGUCCUCGAGAAGAUGAAGGCCGAGGAGGCUUUGGAGGCGACGGCAUAGGUCUCCUUCCCUGGGGUACAUAAUCCUUCGUUACAUAA